Molecule: messenger RNA, 3230 nt
Organism: Cryptomeria japonica (Japanese cedar)
Lineage: Eukaryota; Viridiplantae; Streptophyta; Pinopsida; Cupressales; Cupressaceae
Product: nucleolar complex-associated protein 3
Exons: 14
Coding region: 294-2843 (849 amino acids)
Biological process (GO): DNA replication initiation
Cellular component (GO): nucleolus
Molecular function (GO): chromatin binding
Source: RefSeq, a predicted model, not a curated record
AAGCGAAUGUGUAAACCCUAAACAAUUUUUUUCUCCAUAGGGAGUUCCAUGCAAUUUGGCAUUCAUUGUAGAAGAUCAGACCUUGAAACGCGCCAUCAUCACUAACUUACAUGUAAUUUAUGUUUUUAGUGUAGAAUAAUUACGAAAAUUCUUGUUUGUGCUCAGGAAAAUCUUAUUUCAGCUUGGAAAAAUCUUGUUUGAGCUUGGAACCUUGGACGGUAAGGAUUUUUGUUAAUAGAUGCGUUUGAAUUCAAAGCUCUGAACCCCUGCUCCACAGUGCGCAUUGGACAAUAAUGGGGAAGAAGGACAAGAACAGUAACAAGUCCCAGUUACCGCUGCUUCCCCCAGAGGAAGAGGUCGAGGUGUCCGACGAGGAUUUGGAAUUUAUACAGAGGAAUACGCAAUAUGCUUCCUUCCUCAACCGCUUGGAUACUCACACCAUCACCAAACAAGUGGUGGGGUUGCUUGAUGAGGGAAAUGAUGAGGAGGCGUUAGAAAAUUAUUAUGAGAAGAAGCGGUUGAAGAAGAAGGAAGAGAACAUUUCAAAUUUAGUAGAUGCCGUCGACGUGCUUCCCGUGAAGAGCCUCACUGGACAGCUCUAUUAUAAAACAGAUUCUAAGGGUUCAGGUCCUUUUCAGCAGAAUAAUAAAGGAACUUCAGUUGAGAGCAAUGUAAAUGAAGAUGUUAGUGCUGCAAAAUCCAAGGAGAAGCUUUCGAAAGCUGAAAGAAGAAAGGAGUUGAAGCAUGCCAAAAAGCAGGCUAAGAAAUUGGCAAAGGAAGAAAGUCAGCUUGCUACAAUAAGAAAAGCACCGAAAUCAGCUUUGCUGGAGGAACUGAAGAAGGAUCUUUCUGCGGAGGAAUUGUUUGCCCAGCGAAAGGCUCACUUAGCAGAGAUUGGGACUGGACUGCUUGCAGAUCCAGAGAAAAACAUUUCAACCUUGAAGGAGUUGGUGGAGAUGUGCAGCGAUCGUGACAAGAGCAUUUCACAUCUUGCAACGCUAUCUGCUUUGGCAGUUUUUAAGGACAUUGUUCCAGGCUAUCGUGUGAGGCUUCCAACAGAGAAGGAAUUACAGAUGAAAGUUUCAAAGGAAGUGAAAAAAGUGCGUGAUUUUGAAUCUACCCUUCUACGGUUUUACCAGACAUAUAUUCAAAAACUGAUGACUUUGGAACAUGAUUCUUCCUCUUGCAAAAUAGCACUUCGUUGCAUGUGUUGUUUACUAGAAGCCAUUCCUCACUUCAAUUAUCGGGAUAGCUUGUUAGCUGCAGUUAUUCCACACGUGAGCUCUAUUGAUGAUUCAAGCAGAAAUCUGAGUGCUACAGCUGUGAGAUCAUUGUUUUUGAAUGAGGGAAAGCAUGGUGGUGAGGCCACAGUGGAGGCUGUUGAACUAAUAGCAGAUUUUGUAAAGCAGCAUCAUUGUCGUCUUCAUCCUAAUACCAUUGAGGUUUUUUCGUCACUAUCUUUUGAUGAAGGUCUUGGAAGAUUCCAGGAAUCUCAAUUAAAUUCAAAGAAUAAUCGCCGAGCUAAGGAGAAAAAUAACGACUUAAAGUCAAGUGGGCCAGAAAAGAGUGAGAACAAAGUAAAGAAGCGCCAGUUGGCUUCAAAGUUGAGAGAAGAGGUGGAGGCAGAUUUUAGAGCAGCCUCUUCAGCACCAGAUACUGUGGAACGCAGAAGAAUGCAGACACAGACAAUUGCUGCAGUCUUUAAGACUUAUUUUCGCAUUCUGAAAUGCAGUAUAGAGCCACAAACAGAUAGGUCUUACAAUCCCCCAAGGCGUGAACUUUCGGAUUUUGGGUCUGGGAAACAUCCACUUCUAGUGCCUUGCUUGGAUGGACUAGGAAGGUUUUCACAUUUGAUCAAUGUCGAUUUUAUGGGGGAUCUUCUACGAUUUCUUCAAAGACUUGCAUCUGGAGAGACUACUUCGAAAACAAAUAGUGGAGUUUCAAGUCAAUUGGAGUUGACAGUUCUUGAACGUCUUAGAUGCUGCAUUGUAGCAUUCAAGAUAGUUCGAAGCAACCUUGAUGCAUUAAAUAUAGAUCUUCGGGAGUUCUUUGUACAACUCUAUAAUAUACUGCUUGAAUGCAAGCCUGAGAGGGACAGUCAUGGGCAAGCACUUUCAGAAGCAUUACAAAUAAUGCUAUGUGAAGUCAGACAACAUGACAUGCAAAGGGUAGCUGCUUUUACGAAACGUCUGGCUUCAUUGUCUCUACAUUUUGGAUCUGCAGAGGCUAUGAUGGUUCUGGUGACAGUAAAGAAUUUACUACAGAAGUACAGCAAGUGUCGUAAUUUAUUGGAAAAUGAUGGUGGAGGUGGCUCAGUUGGUGGUACUGUAGCGAGAUAUCAACCUGAAUCUGUGGAUCCUGAGUUAAGUGGAGCUCUUUCUUCUAUUCUGUGGGAAGUGGCCUUGUUAUCCAAGCAUUAUCAUCCAGCUGUUUCAGAAUUGGCUAAUAAUAUUGCUACCAUGAGUGUAUCUCAUAAUCAAGUGUUUCUUUCAACUCUCUCUCCACAAGAAGCUUUGCGGACUUAUUCAACAAGGUUUAGGACAUUCUCGUCUCCCAUUUGUCAGGUCAAGCCAACACGGAAGAGGAAGUGGAAUGAUGGGAAUAUAAUUCUAGAUAAGUCUAUAGUUGACCAGAUCAAGGCUGGUGAAGAUAAUGAUUUGGUUAGAAAGAAGUUUACCACACAUUUUAAAGUGCUUAGGGAUAUUAAAGAGAAUGAAAGGUUGAGAAAGGAGCUAAAUACUACUUUAGUAUCCCUAAGAGCAUAUGAUCAAUACAAAACUGGAACAGCAAAGAAAUUUAAAAAGGUCCCACAAAUCAAGAAUUGGGAAGACAGUGUUGAAUAAGGUGGGAUUAAAAGAGAAUGACGAAGCAUGCGGUAGGGAAGGAUACUGAAAAAGCCAAGCAAAUGGCAAGGUUCAUGCUCUAAUCAGUAUAACACAUAUCCAUUGUAUGAGAGUCUACAAGUGUUAGAUCCACAAUUUGUUUGGUUAAUUAAUCAAAAUCAUUCAAAAAAACAUUUCGACAUUGUAUAAAAUUGUUCUUUGAUUUACAAAGGCUGUUUCAGAUUAGUUCUGAAGUUCAGUUUAGCUGAUGUAGGUCAAAUUGUGCACAUUCAAUUUCAAUUUUUCCAUUUACUGUUACACAUAAGUAAUGAGAUCGAUGAUGUGCUCCCCAGUUCAAUAGACUAAAUUUCCAAAAUAACAAAUAUUUUUUGGAAGUUUGUUAUUUCA